AUGUCGUACUCUGAAUCUGAGCCUGCCGCUUCGGUUGUGGAACCCGAAACCGCUGUUGGAACACCUCCUAUUUCCCUGGACUCUUCCUUCGAGGGCAACAGCGCCGAAAGCACUGCCACCGAAACUGGAUCAGAAACCGCGCCCGAGGAAGCUGUGAAAAAACCUCUGCCAACCAAAAAAGAUUUCCCUUCUCUAGGCUCCGGUGCCUACCUGACGGCAGCUAAUAAGGUCUCAUGGGGUCCAAAUAUGAAACCCGCGGCUUCUGCCUCUUCCAAUGGCUCAUCGGCCGCGAACUCACGUUCUGCCACUCCUUCGCUGUCUGCCAAGCCAGCUCGCUCCACGACUAUUCAGGAAGCCUUUUCGUUGGACCUAGAGUCCCAGAUCUCUGUUGCGAAGCUGGACUUCUCCAGAAUUGUCCAGAGUGUCAAACAAGCACACAAUGUCUCCAUCGAAUCCACUUUGUCCAAGGCCAGUCGUACAUUCUUAAUUUCCGGUAAACCUCGAGAUGUCAAAGCCGCCAGAAGGGAUAUCAUUAAGAAGCUCACCAAACCUGUCACCGCAACCUUUCAAGUCCCUUCCAAGACCAGAGCAGCAAUCAUUGGGGCCGGUGGUAAAAAGAUUCGUGAAAUUUCGGAUCCAUUAGAAGUUAGAAUUGAUAUUGGUAAGGAAGUUAAUGAAGACUCUUACGACGAAGAUCUAGAUGACUCCCUAGUCGACGUUGUUAUCCAUGGUGACCUAGAAUCUGUGAGAUUCGCGCAAGAGAAGAUUAUGGCUAUUGUCAGAGAAGAUACGAAAAACGCUUCUAUCAAGGUUUUCGUCCAGGACAAGAAUUUGAUACCGUUCAUUACCUUAGACUUCCUACAGCAAGAAGUUGAGAGUAAAUUUGACUCCGAAGAAGGCAAAUUCCAACUAUCUGGAUUGCGUGAAAAUGUGCAAGCAGCCAAAUUGUCUAUCACUCAAUACCUCUCCGAACUGAGCACUCAGAUCAAGACUCUGAAGAUUAAGAUUCCCGCAAAGUUCCAAUUCUUGAUCGAUGAAUCGCUUAUCAAAGAGAAAUUCAACGUUAUUGUGAAAGUCUCAAAGGCAGGCGAGGAUGAAGUUUCCUUUGUGGGCGCGUCUUCUAAGCUAGACGAUGCUAUCCAUUUUGCGAGAGAGAAUUCCAAAAAGUACACCGUCGAAUCUUUGGAAAUUUCGAAAGCGCAUGGAAAGAACGUUGAGCACGCCAAGAACAUUGCUCAUUACUUCGAAAAGUACAACGUUUUGGAUUCCAUUAAAGAGAAGUAUCCAAAUGUGCGCCUAGCUUUACCCUCACCUGAGGAACUAAAGAACGCCGAAUCCGUCUUGGUUAGAAUCACGUCAACUUUGGAGCAUGCCAGCGACUUGAAGGCAGUUCGCAAGGAUAUCAUCAAUCUAGUUAAUGAACUACCUAUUACUCAAGUCUUGAUUGUUGACGACUUGGACUACGAACUCUACAGCAAAGAAAUAAAGCACUUGCUCAUCCAGGAGGAGAAAAAAGCUGGAUUUGUUCAACUGGGGGACGUUUAUCCAGGUGAUGAUAGAGUAAUUAUUGUUGCCAAACUUUCUGACGAAGACUUUAGACCAUCAGCUGAGGAGUUGAAGCAAACUUUAGACGAAGUAAACUCAUCUCUGGAAACUUUGCGUAACAAACAAAGCAAUCUUUCCCUCGAAAUUGUUGAUGUUACCUAUGCGGUGCAAGAAUCGUACUUGCAGCCUUCGACCAUCGUUCGUGCUCUAAUUGAAGAAGAAAUCACUUCUCAAGGAGGCCACGCGCAAUUCAAGCUUCAUCGCCCGUCUGCCGAUAAGCUAACUAUCAGAGGUGAUACUAAGGCCGUUAAAGUUGCCACUGGCGCCAUAGAGUCACUUCUGACCAAUGGUGAGGAGAAAUACGAGGUUAAAUUCGAUGUCUCGUCCAAUGCUGUUCCAAGACUAAUUGGAUCUAAGGGCGCUAAUCUCAAUGCUAUCAGAGAAAAAUACCAAUGUAGCAUUGAUGUAGCUCAAGAAGCUAAUAACAACGCUACUGAGGUCACUAUUUCUGGCCUCAAGUACUGUGCGGAGCAUGCCAAGGCUUACAUGAUAUCUGAGUCAAAGAAGUGGGCCGAUGUCAUCACGAAAGAACUUAACGUGCUGCCCAAGUUUCGCGGCAAGCUAAUUGGAUCGCAGGGUACCUACCGUAAUCGUUUACAAACAAAGUACAACGUUUUUAUUCAUUUCCCAAGCGAAGGUGAAAACAAGGGUGUUACUAUUAAUGGUCCUUCCCGCGGUGUUUCGAAAGCCUACGACGAAUUAAAGGCUCUUCUCGAUUUUGAGAUCGAAAAUGGUCACAGUUCUAUAAUCAAAGUGCCCACUGAGCAUGUUCCUCGCGUGAUUGGCAAGAGCGGUGAUACAAUAAAUGACAUCAGAGCUGAGUGUGGAGUGGACUUAGACUUUUUGCAAAAAACGACAGAUGCUAAGGCCACUGAAACCGGCGAAGUCGAACUUGAAAUCACUGGUUCUAGACAAGCUAUCAAGGACGCUACCCAAAGAGUACAAGACAUCAUCAAGGAGGCUUCUGACGUUCUAGUAGAGUCGUUCGAUGUCAAUCCAGAUUACAUCAGAGAUAUCGUUGGUGCUGGAGGCCGCGUUUUGAAAGAUUUAAUUUCAAAAGCUGGGGGUGACGAGAUUAGAAACAAAUCAGUUGACAUUCCGGAUGCCAAAUCUCAGGAGAAAAAAAUUGUUGUGCAAGGUCCUCAAGCAUUUGUCAAGGCUUUGGUCAAGGAGAUCAAGGCGAUCAUUGAGGAAAGAGAUAACUCUAUUGAAAAAGAGGUAGAUGUUCCACUAGACAGAGUGGGUGCACUAAUCGGCCCAGGUGGCUCGGUGCGCCGACAAUUGGAAAGUGAAUUCCACGUAAGAUUGUUGCUGCCGGAAAUUGGCGACAAAGACAGCAAGGUCAAGAUCUCUGGCCUUGCCGAUAACAUAGCGGCCUGCGAAAAGAAAAUUUUUUCUCAAAUAAUCAGAGAUAAUUGCGAUGUGGAAGUUCAAGUUCCUGCAUCCUAUCAUGAGUUCGUCUCCGAAAAAGGUGCUUUCAUUCAAAAAUUAAGAUCCGAUUUUUUUGUGAACGUUAAGUUCGGCAAUACCAAUGGUAAAGCCAACAAGCUAGCUCGUGCUAAUUUGUCCAUUCCUGUUGAUACUGCUACCGGUUCUGACGAAGAAAAAAUCAAAUUCACACAGGAAGAAAAGCCUUUGGAAUUAAAUGCGUCCCAAGGCUCGAUUCCAUGGAGAUUAUCCUACGAGCCUGUAGAUUUAUCGGAUAUCUUAACUCCCGAAGAGCAAGCCAAUGAAAAAGAACCAAAGAAAGAAGAAGUUCUGUCAGCUGUUCAAAAGCUAAUUGAAGCCAGGAUUGAGCUUGCACCAAAAGCAUCAUUUGUUGGUUACUUGUGGGCCAAGAAUUCUCAAGAUUUCAGAAAAGUUGUUGGAUCGAUGGGCUCCAACAUCAAGAAAAUCAGAGAGGCUACCAACACUUUGAUUACUGUACCAAAGAAGGGCGACAAAGUGCCAGAUAUCAUUUACAUUAGAGGCACCAAGGAAGGGGUUGAGAAAGCCGCUGAUUUGAUAACGAAGAAGCUCAAAAACUGA
Messenger RNA from Lachancea nothofagi CBS 11611, 3633 nucleotides. The record is from the annotation of a GenBank genome assembly. NCBI's taxonomy places the organism in Eukaryota, Fungi, Ascomycota, Saccharomycetes, Saccharomycetales, Saccharomycetaceae.